AUGGGAAUUAUAACAUCAAGAUCAGUGCAGAAAGAUCCCACUGUGUUGCCUCGACUUGGAAAUGGACAAUUUGAAGUUGGAUGUGCGGAAAUUAUGGUUAGCGACAGUGAGAAUGAUAUUGGCAUCCUAUCGACAAUCUAUUAUCCAUCCGAUAAAGCACUCACAUCAGAUGAAAAAUCGGAACACCCUUUAUGGCUUCCAAGAGAAGAAUAUAUUGAUGGCUUAGCAGAUUAUCGGAAUUCAUCUUCUCGUUGGAUGCAUUUCAUACACAGAUGGUUUAUUGGUGAAAAAAGGAUUCCCGCUCUUUGGCAUCUUCCAUUAAAUGACACUAUGACUAACUAUCCGAUUUUAAUAUUUUCUCAUGGCCUUUCAGCGUGUCGCCACUUUUACUCAAUUUAUUGCUCAUCAUUGGCAAGUCAUGGAUAUGUUGUAGCAGCUGUUGAGCACAGAGAUUGUUCAGCUUGCUGGACGUAUAAAUUUGAAACUGAUGAAAAGACGGGAGAGAAGAUAGAAGUGCCGGUGAAAUUUCGUAAACUUAUGUCAACCGAUAAUGAAUUUCAAUUCCGAAAUGAGCAGCUUCACAAACGAGUAGCGGAAUGUGUAAAAACGUUACACGUACUUAUGGAGCUAAAUCUGGGACAGUAUAGUUUGGACCAACAAACUGGAAAUAAGUUAUUGUUGGGGAAUGAUUUCGCGUGGUCACAGUUCAAGGGUCGCUUAGAUACAGGCAAGGCAUUUAUUGCUGGUCAUUCUUUUGGUGGUGCAACAGCCGUUGCAACAGCAGCAGCUUUCCCUGCUGAUUUUUUUGCUGCCGUUAUACUCGAUGGAUGGAUGUUUCCCAUUGAAAGGGAAUUACUCACACGUGUUCAACAACCUGUUUUGUUUAUGAACGCAGAAAGCUUUCAGUGGGAAGCAAACGUAAAUGACAUGUUACAAAUUGUCGAAAACUCGAAACGCAGCGUUUUACUUACAUUUAAUGGAGCCAUGCAUCACUCUUUCACGGACUUCCCUCUUUUGAUUCCGGAAAUGCUCUGUCGUUGGUUAGGCAUGAAAAGUUUUUCCGAUCCGGUGCAGUGUGCUGAAGCAGCGAUUGAAUUAACUGCGCAUUUUUUGAAAUCGUAUUACGAAGACCCUAACGCUUCUCUUAACCUGUUAACAUACGAAAACAUCGUCGCAGCGGAAGCAAGAUUUGCUAGGAAAAUAGCUGUAACAUCCGCAUGA
Cercopithifilaria johnstoni is the source of this 1221-nucleotide messenger RNA. Lineage: Eukaryota; Metazoa; Nematoda; Chromadorea; Rhabditida; Onchocercidae. The record is from the annotation of a GenBank genome assembly.